Ctenocephalides felis (cat flea) is the source of this 1062-nucleotide messenger RNA. Its product is annotated as ras-related protein Rab-2A. The transcript has 5 exons. Gene Ontology annotation, cellular component: Golgi apparatus. The record is from RefSeq and is a predicted model, not a curated record. Gene Ontology annotation, molecular function: GTP binding; GTPase activity. Bases 126 to 767 code for a protein of 213 amino acids. Lineage: Eukaryota; Metazoa; Arthropoda; Insecta; Siphonaptera; Pulicidae.
GUUUUGAUAUGACGUAAAUACAGCUGGUUGAAACGACAUUUAAACGCAAUAAAUUAUACAAAAUCUUUUGAUUCUUUUCAAUUUUGCAUCUUUAUAAUUAUAAUAGUUAUCUAAAGUAUUCUACGAUGUCCUAUGCUUAUUUGUUUAAAUACAUAAUAAUAGGAGAUACGGGUGUAGGAAAAUCAUGCCUCCUUCUACAGUUCACAGAUAAACGUUUUCAGCCUGUUCAUGAUCUCACAAUUGGAGUUGAAUUUGGUGCACGAAUGAUAACUAUUGAUGGAAAACAAAUAAAACUUCAAAUUUGGGAUACAGCGGGUCAGGAAGCCUUCAGAUCAAUUACUCGUUCCUACUAUCGAGGAGCAGCUGGUGCUUUGCUGGUAUAUGAUAUAACCAGAAGAGAAACUUUCAAUCACUUAACAACAUGGCUGGAAGAUGCUAGACAACAUUCAAAUUCAAAUAUGGUGAUCAUGUUAAUUGGAAAUAAGAGUGAUUUGGAUUCACGAAGAGAAGUCAAAAAAGAAGAAGGUGAGGCCUUUGCUAGGGAGCAUGGUUUAGUUUUUAUGGAAACAUCUGCAAAAACUGCAGCUAAUGUUGAAGAAGCCUUUAUAAAUACUGCAAAAGAGAUUUAUGAAAAGAUUCAAGAGGGAGUCUUUGACAUAAAUAAUGAGGCAAAUGGAAUCAAAAUUGGUCCACAACAUUCUCCAACAAAUCCAAGUCAUCCUGGUUCUGGUGGGCCUGCUGGAUCUCAAGCUGGUGGUUGUUGCUAGGCUUCAGGGGGCCCCUGUCUCUCAUGCAUCUAGAGUGAGGGUGUGCCCCACAAACUGACUGCAUUGAACUGCGGAUAUAUUUUACAUGGAUAUAUAAAAUUAAUGUUUUCAAAUAUGUACUAAUUAAGUAUCUUCAGUUUUGUUUGGUUUGAGUCUAUUUUUAUUCAUUUUAAUCAGAAGUUCAUAUAUGUCAAUCAGCUUGCUAAAUGAGUUGUUUAUGAAAACAACUUAAUUGUUUGUCAGCACAAUUGAAUAUUGUUUUAAACUGAAAAUUUGAUAUCACUAUUUUUACAGA